AUGCCUCAACCUCGUCGACCACGACCCAAGAUCUCUCUAUGGGCACGAUUUCGGCAUUCACCCUUAAAACUACGCCGCAGCUGCUCCCAACUAAGCUCACCCGAUACGAACGGCUUCUUUGCGCUCAUACGAUUACUCAUUCCCUAUCCAUCUUGGCACUUUGCGAUCGCCGGACCCUACUCUCCGCGUGAGCUUAUCGAUGAUGAGAAACGUGAGACAGGAAUAAUAAGCUCCCAAUUUGGCGAUUUACGCAAUCUUCAAGCCAUCCCCCUCUGGCGCAUGCGCGAUACACCAUUAAGAUCAAUUUACCGAAUCUAUGACCUUCAUCUUGCAGAUCAGUACGGGUUCAUGGGAUAUGAAACGGAGUAUUUCUUUUUCCAUUCCGACUGGCGACUACGAGAUAUCCCAGAUCCAAAAGACCCCGACCCGGUCCGUUAUGCUGUCGUCGCAUGCAUCGUGGAGGAAUUGCAGGAGUCAUUGAAUUGGAAGCUAAGUCUUGGUUUAAGAAGGCAUGGCGAACAGAUUAUUCGUGAGCGGAACGAAGACCCGUACCCGGAGUUUGUUCCCGAGGAACUUCCUGCCUGGACAAAGAAUGUGCCGGCGAUUGACAAGGAGCUCUUGAAACAAUCUGUACCUUCGCAUAUGCUGAGCACAGAAGGGCAGUUGGUACUAGAAGCAAAAGGCUUGAGUCUAAUUUUUGCUCAGCGGAAUAUUGUAACAAAUACUGGUUGGUUCUAUACAAUUUAG
Molecule: messenger RNA, 747 nt
Organism: Penicillium malachiteum
Lineage: Eukaryota; Fungi; Ascomycota; Eurotiomycetes; Eurotiales; Aspergillaceae
Exons: 2
Coding region: 1-747 (248 amino acids)
Source: RefSeq, a predicted model, not a curated record